Messenger RNA from Nezara viridula (southern green stink bug), 2483 nucleotides. Lineage: Eukaryota; Metazoa; Arthropoda; Insecta; Hemiptera; Pentatomidae. The record is from the annotation of a GenBank genome assembly.
CAAAGUUUUAGGUGGAUUAUUUAUUAUAAUUUGGUAAAAUGGUGUCUCUACCAUGGAACUAAACUAAUUCAGUAGGCAGGUACGUCGUUUAAUUAACCAUAUCCUUAUCUUCUUUAGUUUUUCAGAAGUUUUUUAAUCUUCCAGGAGUGUUUUAACCUUCCGCUAGAAACUCAGCAAAAGUUGCUGUGCAUCGGAGCUGGAUGGAUGGAUAGAAUUGAUGGAUUGAUGGAUUGAUGCAUUCAAACGAUUAAUGGAUUCCUUCGACAGAAUUAGAGAUGAUUCGGUGACUUUCCCUAAUCCAGAGAAAGCUGUACCCGUGAAUUAAGACGUUCUUUCCAAAUCUUUGAAAAUAAAAAAAUAUUGUAUUCGUUAACACAUGUUUAUCAACAUGAUUUAGUAUUAAUAAGGUUUCACAAACAAUAUAAUAUAGUUGUAAAAUUACUAUGUGCGUUUUUCCUUUUCUAAAUUAACGAAUAUGCCUCGCGGUAGUAAACAUCACCGCGAAAAACCUUCUGACUACUGGAAUGAGGUUUCAAAAAAGGUUGCUAAUACUAAGUAUGUGAGGGAGACCCAUGAUGAUUCUUUCAGGUAUUCGGUAGCACCCGAAAUUCAGCCUGAAAAAAAAUUCAAAGUACAGUUCAUUGACGCUAUGCGCCCUUCUUUAGAAGGAGCAGCGAUGGCUAAUUCAAAUAUUAUGAUAUUGGAACAUUACAAUAUUGUCAUAAGGAAGGAUCAUCUUAUGUUUAAUAAUCAAGUUAAACUAAUAACUGGUGGAAAAACUGGCCAUGAACCUCUUUUUAUUAGUUAUGUUGGUCCCGGAAUGUUAACAGCGGCCGUUGUCGGAUCUAAUGGUUCUGCUCCCUCUGCCAGUGAUAUUUAUGUCUGCUUGAAGGAAUUAUCUUACAAUCACAACAGUGGAAUUCUGGCGAUAGUUCCCAAUAGUUUCGAGGAAGUUGUCAAUUUUGGGUUAGGCAUCGAAAAAGCCAGGUGUAAAGGGAUAUUAGUCGAUAUGGUUACAAUUGGAGAUGAUUGUUGGGAAUCUGGUAAAUUAAGAUUUGGAAGACGCUGCCUUGCUGGAAUUGUUCUAGCCUAUAAGAUUGCUGGAGCUAUGGCAGAAGACAAAAAAAAUAUGAAAGACAUAUUUCUAAGGAUAAAAAAAUUAUGCAUGGGUACGAUAUCAUGCCACAUGUAUAAAACGGCAUUUAUUGGUACAGAUUUAAAUGCAGGAACUGGAUUAUAUACUCCGGAAGUUAAUGUAUGCCAAAUAAUAAAAUCCAUGCUGGAUUAUCUCGUCGAUCCCAAGAAAUAUUUUGCACUUCCAAUAGAUACAACGUCUUCAUAUUUAUUAAUGAUUAACAGUUAUACAUGUGACAGAUUUUUUCUUUAUUCAUGUCUUAAAGAAGUAAUACAACAACUAUCAUACAGAGAAAUAAAUAUUGUGCGAAUCUAUGCCGGGACUUUUGUUUCUGGAGAAAGAGGCUUUUCAAUUACUCUGCUUGAUUCUGAAAAUGAUAUAAAAUUGCUUAGGUACACCGAUUCUGCUUGCUCAUGUCACUUUUGGCCACGUAUCGACCUCAGGGGAGUGCCACCACUUGUUAAAGGACCCACCCUGCCAGAUCAGAGUUUUAAACUCGUACCGAUGGGACCCUAUGUUGAAAAGAAAGAAUUCAUUGAUAUCCCAUUGAAGUUUGCAUGUAAAGCAUUGAUAGCUUCAGAAACAGUUUUGAACCGUUUAGAUGCAACCCUUCACAACUUUGGCACUUCUAUCCUUCCAGCUAUACAAUUGAUAAAUCAAAGAUGUUAUGUUGAAACAUUUCCGAGAGAAUACCCAUACAAUCUUUUGAAUAUGAUUGGUUUUAUAUGCCAGGAUAAUAUUGCAAAUAUUCAGGGAACAAUUCUGUACAUAUUCUUCUUGGGUGCUGCACAGGCUUUUUUAAACUAUUCCCGAGAAGUUACUGUAACAUUCGAAAUGUGGGUCGAUGCAGUGAACCGUGGAGUGGAUUCCGUUAAAGCCUUCACUCAGAUCAAUGAAAACGAUUUGUCGCUGUUGUCUUCUCUUUCACCGUUUGCACUUACUUUGAAGUUUUUCUCGGAAAACAAGUCAGAAGAUUUAGAGGAAAUGCUUGAAGACGCACUUACAAUAACAAAUAAAGUUCUUAAGGAUACAUUACCUUUGAAUGCUCCUGAUAAAAUGCCAGGAAUGCCUGAAGUAGCGGGACAAACUGGCCUUAUCUGUCUAACAGCAAUAGUUGAAGGAUAUCGAUUAAUUAACCGUCAAGCUGAGGGAAAACAACGGACGCCUACCAUAUCAGAUAUUUCUUUAGACGGUGACAGUAGCGAAACGAAUGCUGAAACUAUAGUGAUUUGAAAAGAAGUGUUGUUUUUUUUAAAACACAAUAUUAUGUAGAUUUUAAAAUAAAUUUUUAUUUAUAAGAAAGUUGAAUCUCUUCUAUGGAAUAAAAGAUUUUUAAUUUUGUAAUCAA